GUACUAAUUGUGCUUAUCUAGAGCAGAGCAUCAAAAAACUAUUAUAUGGAAUAAAAUUUAUAUGGAGAGCACUAACAACGGCAGCAGCAGCAAGUAGCAGUGAAAAUGAUGGCAAUCAAAAAGUUAUUAAUCGUCACUGUGAUGAUAUUGACGACAUCUGUCGAUAGGCAGAUGAUAAAAAACGUUUGGGGACAGUUACCGCAAGCGACACAACAAAAACAAUGUACUUACGGAUUAAAUACAGUGCAAAACAUAAUAGGUGAUCAGAUACCCACAAUUGUGCUAUACGAAAAUGUGCCAAUUAAGGAGUACAUUGACAAAGGACAGAGAAAAAGAUUCUCGAUACCAUUGCCAGAAUCGAGUCCCAUCACGAUAACAGUGACACCCACAGCGGAAAUCACAUGGAGAGUCGUGUUCAAUAACACAUUAACGCUUGCUAGUUAUAAUGUCACGGAUGACAAAACACUUUCUCUGUCGUGUGCAUCAGCUGGCGAAUAUGACAUUUUCAUUAUCGCACUUGCCAGAACGCACAUCCGUGUGAGUUACACUCUCACAUAUGACCAGGCGCCAUAUUGGCCGUACAUGAAUUGGACGUCUCCGGCAAAAAUCCGGUUUCAGUACCAACCGAAACGGUUACAGCUCUUACUGAAAUGGGAAAAGAGCAAAGUGGCCGUACACGAGAUCCAAUAUUGUGUUUCAAUCAAUGUUCACAAGCCGCAACAGAGCCUCUGCCAGGCAUUGGGCUCCGCAUCAAAAAGUACAUGUGGCAAAUUCAAUCUGAACAAUAUGUUGCAAUCGACGCGCUACGACCUCGUACGGAAAAUCGACACGAGCCGAAUGAAUGUGAUUUGCACGGGCUACCGCACACAACAAAUGCUCCGAGGGAUGCGCCUGCAAACGAUGUACUACGUGGACGUGUUUGCCAUCCAUACGGGCUUAAAUAAUUUCACAUAUUUGUAUGGGUCCGAUGUGGUGUGGUUUAAUCGGACACGACCGAUGCAGCUAGUCGAGGGAAAGACAUCCGUUGGCAAGUUGAGCAUUCUCGGUGGAAUGUCCGUGUUUAGCUUUAAGGUUCCAAUGCGCUCCUCCACAAACAAUUUUCAAUUGUUCUUAACACCUUGCAGCAGCAUGGUGGAUGUAAAAAUAAUCAAAGACAAGAAAAUUGUCAAGAGCAUAAAUAAUAUUUUUAAGCCACAAGUGAUACGCAUGAAUGGUACGAGGCCAGGCGAGCGCUACGUCAUUCGUGUCAUUGACGCCGACGAGAAUCCAUGGGGAAAUAAAGUUGAGCUUUCUGUCACAACGAAAAAACGUUUCCAAAAUUUCCCCACACCCCCAAAGAGCCUUGAGGUGAAGGAAGUUCAAGAGUACAAAACAUGCAACUCCACUGUUAUCGCAUGGAACAGCUCUCUCGACAUCAGAGACGUAAAAUAUCGAAUAUUCGUAAUUCGAGAGUAUCAGGAGGACCGAUAUCUGGAUAAUAUUAAAUUAACAAAUUAUUGUAUAGUUAACUCGAAGAUAACGAGUCAUCCGCAAUUUCAUAAAGUUUAUUGUAUACCAGGCAAAAAAUCCGAAUUGCAAAAUUUCACAAUAACUGGCUUAUCACCAGGCGGUCUCUACAUAAUUUAUGUGACAGCCAGUUUAGGUAAUGGCAAAAGUUUUUCAUAUCAAUUGCUGAAAAUUCGAACGAAUGCCAGUUGCGCCAAUGGCGGUGGCAGGGGAAGCAACAGCAGCCUCAACAUUAGCAGUAAGUACGCCAAAUACAAUCUAAUGAAGUAUGAAAUAUUUGGCAAAAAUUGGUCACCGUCGGACUUUAGUAAUGACUUGAAAAAUUAAACACGAA
Messenger RNA from Culicoides brevitarsis, 1840 nucleotides. RefSeq names its product protein NDNF (gene nord). Gene Ontology annotation, molecular function: protein binding. Lineage: Eukaryota; Metazoa; Arthropoda; Insecta; Diptera; Ceratopogonidae. The coding region runs from base 106 to 1833 and encodes 575 amino acids. The record is from RefSeq and is a predicted model, not a curated record. The transcript is spliced from 9 exons.